GGGGGGGCGGAGUUCCUGAGGCUGAACUCUGCUGGGAUUUCGGGCCUCCCUGAGGAGGCCGUGACCCCGGAAGUGGGGCGUUGGACUCGGGUGCUAGUGUGGCUGCGGAUUGCGGCGCGAACCCCAGGUAGCAGCAGAAACCACAAUGUUUCACUUCUUCCGAAAACGACCUGAGCCUAAGAAGCCCUCAGAAGUGGAGACAGAAGCAGAUGGAUUCAUCCUUUUAGAUUCUGACUCCUCUGAGAAGAUUUGCAUUAACUUAUGUGGUGGUCACUCCCUAGGAUGUUUCUCUGGGUCUCCUCUUGCAGGAGAUACAACAAAUGAGCUACAAAGUAAAACUUCCGAAGUAGAAGGCAACCAACCUUUGGAGACCAGCAAAGAAAACUCAUCCAGUGUGACUGUAGCAAGCCCUGAGAUGGAAAAUAAGGCAGGCCAGAUGCUGGAGAACAGUUCACUGAUGGCCGAGCUCCUGAGUGAUGUACCCUUCACCUUGGCCCCUCAUGUGCUGGCAGUGCAAGGCACCAUCAGCGACCUUCCUGACCACUUACUCUCCGAUGAUGUCAGCGAAAACCUGUCACGAUUUUGGUAUGAUUUUACUCUUGAAAACUCAGUGCUCUGUGAUUCAUAAUCUUCAUGUCUGUUUGUACCUAAGCUUUUAAAAGAAAAUUACCUAUUUUAUCGGAACUGUUUGAUGUUCUUGACAUUUCACUCUUUAAAGGCCCAUAGACAAGCAAGGAUUUUAAAACAAAUAAAAUAGCAUUAUUUUCAGAGUCAGCUUGUAUAAAAUUGAACUUCAGGUUUACUUCUCUUCCCCACAUAAUAAAUAUAAAAAUGAAGUUAUCGAGGUUUUAUGAGAGGAUUAGGUUGUUUAGCUGCUCUCUCAAAGUACUGUGAAUGCGAAUUGAGGCUUUUGCCUGGGUUAUCACAACUUAGCCUGAGCUUGGAAUGCAUGGCAAGUCUCUUCUCUGAUUUUGAAAAUGGUUGAGUUUCUGUUACUCCAUUUUUUUUCCUUCAUAGUGUUUAUAAAUAAGUUCAGAAGUUUCCCUUACUUCCUUCAGUCUCAAAGUACACGAAGUAAUGUAGAAACUUAAAACUUGUCCUAAACACAGUUACAGUGUGCCAGCAUCUAAACCAUCUUCAGGCAGUUUGUUGAGGGGCCCAUUUCCAUUUUCUUCGACUGAGAGCAGCCCUUCCCACCUGUGUGAUUUUGGCCUUCCCACUUUUGUUCUCUGCCUUUCCGCCCCUUCCUAGCAUGCUUUCUCACCAUCCUUCCAAAGAACUUUACUCUGCUUCUACCUCAGUUGGCAUCUGCUCUCCUUACCACAUAUGUUCCCAGUAUAUGAAGGAGCCACAUUUCCUUUCAACCUCUCAGCCUCCUAGAAAAACAUCUCAGAAUGAUACGUAUUAUUGUUGAUAACACCCUUAUUUAGAAAUUGCUGGCCACAAUACAGAUGGAAAGGUUCUUCUAUCAUACAUACUCAACUCAUUUCCAAUUAAAAUGUAGGCAAAACACCUAGAUAUGACUUUUAGUUAUUAUUUAUUCCAAGCAAAACUGAAAGCUUCCAUUGGUCAGUAAGCAUAGAGGGAAGAUUGAUAUAUUGUGAUAGAAUUUUCUAUGCCAUGGAAAACAUUUUCAUUUAUUUAAUUAGUAGAAUAUGACUUACUAAUUUGGUGCCAAACUUUUAAGCAUAUUUUUUCAUAAACAGAAAGUGCCAUAGCAAAAGUAAACACUGUGCAUAAAGAUACAUGAAUUUUAAUGUUAUGUAUGCUUGUUUAAUAGAUGUGGCAUUAAUAAAAAUACUAUAUUAUUUAAAAUUAAAGUAAUAUUUCUAUUGACAAAACAUAGACUACAUUUCCAAUUAAUGUUACCAUAGGAUGUUAAUGAUUAAAUUAGAUCCUUACAUGGUUUCACAAAAUAUCAGUCUAGGAAAUAUGACUUAUCACUGACACAAAUGUGAACAUUUGUGCACUUUUUGUGUAGGUACAACUUUCUAAUAUCCAUGUUAAUGUAUUUUUAAAACUUAAUGUAAGCAAAUAGUUCACUUGUCUAGUAUAUGUUAAAAUUUUCUCUAAACUAACCAUACAUUUCAUUUAUAUUUAUUUCUACCAUGUUUAUAAGUACUGUUGUCUACAAAAUUAUUCUAUUUAAAUAAAUGUGAAUUAAAUAAAUAUUUUGAUUAAUUUCAGAUUCACAAAAA
Molecule: messenger RNA, 2198 nt
Organism: Perognathus longimembris pacificus (Pacific pocket mouse)
Lineage: Eukaryota; Metazoa; Chordata; Mammalia; Rodentia; Heteromyidae
Gene: Umad1
Product: UBAP1-MVB12-associated (UMA) domain containing 1
Exons: 5
Coding region: 146-628 (160 amino acids)
Source: RefSeq, a predicted model, not a curated record